AUGGACUAUCCACCGGAGCUCUCCAGCCCCGAUCUCGUGGGAGCUCUUGUCCAGCACACCGACGAGGAUCAAGUGAUAGGGCUCCGCAUCGACGCCUGCCUAAACCAUGGAGACCCGGCGAGCUGGAGCAGUUUUCUGCGCAGCAGCGGGCUGGUAGAGCGGGAGACGCUCAACCACGUAGCGAGUGCCACGACGCAAGGCAGUGCCUCAGGCAAGAGGAGGAGCAUUUUGGUGGUUCGGGUCUUUACCCUCUGUUGGACAGCCGCCGUGGAGCUAGCUAGAUAUUACAGCUCUCUUUGUUGUGUCUCAAGGUCCGGUGCUUGCCAGUUCAGCGCGGUGGCCGACCAGCUGUUCCGAUCACGCCCUGUGACGGAGAGCUUCAGGCCGGACGUCUACCUCAGGUUGCUGGCCCUGCACUGCGUCUCCCACAACCAGAACGCCUUCCAGGACUUCAUGCUCCAUGCGGCACCGGUCACCCGGCGCCAGCGGCAGCGCGGCGGCGGUGGUGUGGACAUGGAAGAGUACGCCCGGCGAAUGACCAGCAGCCGCUGCGACGGGGAUCACAUCACUCUACAAGCGCUCUGCGACGCCCUUAAGGUGAACAUCAACGUCGUAAAGUGGACCAGGGACGAUGGCUGGUACCCGCGAACGGUGGCCAGCGCUACUACCAACGACGCGGCGUCCGCCAGCAACCCCCCAGCGGCAGUCGCAGAAGAACCACGGCGCCCCAGCCGGAGCGUGUUCGUGGCGGACACGCUCCGCCCGCGGGCGGUAGCCUCCCUGGACGCACGCGCCCGUGACUUGCAGCUGCAGGGGCGCACCCUGUGGCUGUCGCUCCACGGCGAGGCUCAUUUCCGGAGCCUGCGGGUGCGGGACCCCGUAACGGAGGCGGAGGCUGCUGCGCUUGGUCGGGCGGGGGAUUCGACGGGGUCGGCCGGUGGUGGCGGUGACGCCAGCGGCGGUGGGGGUGGGCGUUCUUCUUCUGCAUCUCCCUCCUCGUCGUCGUCUUCUUCCUUAUCUUCGCCUCCCAUGGCGGGUCGUACCUCCUCCUCCUCCUCCUCCUCCUCCUCGUCUUCCUGUUCCUCUUCGCCGCCACCGUCCUCUUCUUCUCAAGGGAGGGGGGGCCGGUCAAGCCCGCGCCUUAGAUCCUCGUCAUCGCGGUCUCGCUUGCCUGGCGGCUGUGGUCCGGGUGGUGGUGACGGCGAGGCUUCCGCGGCGAGCGCUGCCCCGGCGGCAAGUCCGAAGGGUUCCGCCACUGCCGGUGACAGCGGAAGUGCUUCUGGACCGGCUGCACCGGACGAGGCAUGCCGAGAGGGACGGCGGGAAGAACAACAAGCAUCGUCAGCGACAGAUGGUGCUGGUAGCAGGGAUGUGGUGGUGGCAGGGGGCACAGCAGAUGGAUCACCGGGGGGGAGGGGCCCCACGGUUUCCCCGCCGGAGGAGGCGGAAGCGUUGCCAGACGGUGGUGGGGUAGGUGAUGGUAGCGCGAGCAACGGUGAUGGUAGCGGCGGUGCUAAUCCUUCCUCGGCGACAAGAGGAAGUGAGUCGCCCAAUCGAGAUGCGGCUACCGUGGGGGGAGAUAACCUCGUACGCCGUGCUGCCUCCCGCGACGGCGUGGAGAGGGUCGGUCCUGACGAAACGGCGGCGGCGGUGACGGCAGCGGGGGAAGGGGCGGUCCAUUCCGAGGGGCGCGCGAUGCCUCUCAAAGAAGGCUCCCUUACCGGUGGCGCCGCCGGCGCCAAUAACGACAGCUGUAGCAAAGGCAACAACGGCCAGGACGAUGAGGGGGAGGCGGAGGACUGCUCCAUCUGCAUGUGCCCCGUGACCGGGGACGAGGACCAAGCGUCUCUCGACAAGUGCGUCCAUGCCUUCCACUUCACGUGCAUCGUCAAGUGGGGCGAGACGACCAACCAGUGCCCCAUGUGCAAGAGUCGGUUCUACGUCAUCACCCGGCUGAGAGACGAUCACGUGAAGCGAUUCCGAGGCAGCCGGAGGAGACGGCCGCUGGACGAAGGAGGGCUGUUCGCACCCAACGGCCACCUGGGCGGUCUGCUGAUCCCCGAGGAGCCGGAGCCGGAGGGGGCCCGGGCGGUGUGCCUGCACUGCCAGGACGGGGGCGCGGAGGAGCAGCUGAUGCUGUGCGAUGGCCCGGGCUGCAGCAAUGCUGCCCACACGUUUUGCUGCGGGUUGGAGGAGGUCCCCGCGGGAGACUGGUUUUGCCCCGCUUGCCAGGCCCGUCGGGAGGAGGAAGCCCGCAGGCGAGAGGCCGACUCCCGCCGCGACGCCAUCCUGCAGCGGGUGUGGGCCGUAGACUCGGGGUCAGAGGCAGAGGAGGAGGAGCAGGAGGACGACGACGGGGUGGAGGAGGAGGUCGGGAGAGGGCAGCAGCAACAACAACCACUGGAGUCAUCUGGGGAGGAGGGUGUGGUCACUGGGGCGGGUGCUGCAGGAGAAGGUAGCGGCGCCGCGGGGGGCCGGAGGACAAGGAGGGCAGCCGCGGAGGCGGCGGCGGCGGCGGCGAUCACAACGGCGGUCACGGCGGGGGCAGGCGCUGAAGCUAUCGACGAGGGCGGCGAAGUGAGGGUAAGCAGCGGGGACCUGGAGGCGAUUGGCUUGGGGGAUUCGUCCGCCUCUUCGUCGUCAUCCAAUGAGGAGGAGGAAGAAGAGUUUCAUGGGUCGGACGCGGAGGGCGGCGAUGCCGGCGCAGGAGCAGGCCCGACGGAGACCCGAGGCCGCACGGCCGUAGGCAGCGGUGUCGAAGGCAGCAGCCGCCCCCGACCCCACAGCAGUGCCAGCCCGGAGGCGAGGAGAAGAUCUAGCGACGGCUCGGAGGACGGCGAGAGACUUGUGAGCGUGCUUCCGGGAGGCGGCGGGGUGUCCGGCGGGGCUGCUGCCGGUGGUGCCAGCAGCAGCAGCCGUCGCCGCGGGAAUAGAAGCAACGGCGGUGCCGUGGGUCGGAGCGGUCGCAGUCAUGACGGAAGCGGUUCCGCCGCCGCCGCCGCCGCCGCACCCAAUUUCUGGCCCAGAGUCCUAGCGUCUGCGACAUCCGCGAUGACCCCGAGACACGUGUUCGCGGACGAGGAGUACGGGCAGGAGCUGGCGAGCAGCGAAGACGAGGCAGGGCCACCGGCCGGUGCGACUGGGGUCGUGGCGCAGUCCUGGGCUGACGCGAAGCUUGCUCAGCAGUUGGCACAAGGGAAGAACAAAAAGGAUAAGAGCAAGGCUCCUUCCACCUCGAAGCAGCCUCCACGCACGGCGACGACAACCAGAACCCGGCCACAACAACGACAGCAACCCGUGCGCGGCAGCGUUUCAAAUGGUCAGGCCUCCGUCGGCUCUCCUGUGUGGAACGGCGGCGCCGCGUCUACUGCAGCUUCCACUGCCGCCCUGAGAUCCACCCCGCCGCCGCCGCCGCAGCAGCAGCAGCAGCAGCAGCGGCGGCCGGAGCGCAGGGUGUUCAAACGUCCCAGGAUGAUGCUUACGUCACUACCCCCGGUCUUGCCGCCACCGCCGCCGCCCCCGCUGACGAUGUCGUCGGCGAAGCGGUACGGCGGCCGCACCGGCGGGGGUGGUAGUGUUGGUGACGGGGGGGGGGUUGCAGCACGAGGAGGAAGGAGGGCGGGGGUAGGCACGACGACGACCACCCCGCGGCUCCCCGCUGCGUCGGACGUCCGCCUGGGACACUCGGAGGUCCAGGCGCUCGUGCAGCGGCUCCGGCGCGUGGCGCUGAAGGAGAGGGAGCGGCGCUCCAGAGGUUGGGCCGUUGGGGGCUCGUCUGCGAGGACGGGUGUGUCUGAGGGCGGCGGAGGUGACCCGAAGGUGGCGGUGGAGGUUGAACAGACGAUGGCAGAGCUGCGCCGGGUGGCUGUACACGGAGACGCCACCACCCUUGACGUGCUGCUGUCUUCGCAGCUUCCGACGGUCCUCCGCCUGUGGCUGGAGGUCGCACCGGACGGCGGGCCAUUCCUACCACCCCCCCAAAGGGCGUCCCUGCUCAAGGUGCUCAUGGUGCUGCCCGUCCAGAAGUCGCACCUGCGGGAGAGCGGCAUCGGCAAGCUGGUGGUAGCGAUGGCGGCCGACCCGGGAGAGACUCGAGACAACCGGGAGCUGAUCAAGCAGAUAGUAAGGCGGUGGAGCCAGCUAGUCUUCAGGACCCCCAGGGAGCUCCCGGUGUCCCCGUUCUCCCCGCACAACCACGCCUCUCCGAUACCGCGAAGGCCUGCGGCGGUAGACACGGCUCGGUACGCAGGUGCAGGUGCUGGUGCUGGUGCUGGUGGUGCUGGUGCUGGUGCUGGUGGUGCUGGUGCUGGUGCUGGUUGGACCACCGCCGUUCGAUCUCAUCGUGCGCGUUCGUUGGGGGGAGAGAUGUUGUGGGCGUCAUCGUCGUCGUCGCCGCCGCCGGCGGCGUUGCCGCGGCACGGAACGUUCCAAGGAACGCGAGGAACGCCCCCGCCGAGGGGGAAGAAGCUUGGCGGCGGCCGAAACGGCGGCAGCUCUUCGUCUUCGGCAACUCUUCGCAGGGGAGGGGGGGCAAGGGCGGUGGUCCGCACCAUCCCUCGGCGACACGAUGUCAGCGGUGGCACAGGCGGGGGCGGAGUCAAGAGAACCAUCCCCCGCCUGCCGCCGCAAGACGGCAAUGGGGCACGGGGCGGCGCCGGCGCCGGCGGUGGUGCGGCGACUUCGAGCCUUUCGUCGCCCGCCCGCCACGCGGCUCGUCACCGAAACCACCACCGCGAAUCCGCUUCUUCUUCUCGCGAUUCAGCGUCGGCAUCGCUUGUUCCCCCGACCUCGUCGUCGUCCUCGUCCUCGUCCUCCACCGCUACGUCUUCCUUGCCCCACCACCGCCAACUCCACCUCGGCGGUAACGGCGGCGGAGCCCGCGCCUCGCGGCCCCGCUCAUCGUUUUCGAGACCCGCGUCUGAUGGAGAUGCAACCCCGCGACCUCAACAGCAGCGGCAGCCGCCGUAUUGUUCCCCUUCCCGCCAUUUUCCCGCUCGCGCCGCGAACGCUCCCGGCGGCGGCGGCGGCGGAGGUGACGGUGGCCGCAAGCGUCCAAGGGAGGCGUCGCUGGCGGCGACGGCGGCGGCGGCAGCAUCCCACUCGCGAACGCAACACUCGGGCCGUCAAGAAGGCGGUGGUGCGGAGAACGGACGCGGCGGAGGCGGGGUUUCGAGGGAAGUCGGAGGCGGUGGUGGCGGCGGUGCGGUCGGAGUCCCGUCGAGGCGGUUUGAUUGGCCAGCAGCGAGGGGACCGCGGUCUGGUUGAAUCAAGUUCCGAGAGGCGAAAAUGGGUGGCUCAGGUCGAGAUCGAGUACAUAGAGUCAAGCCUACUCGGCGGUAUUGGCUCUGAUCGAGGGCAUCUGUCGCCGCGUGUGUCAAGAGUCCAGCUUCUGGCCCCGUGGUCGAGGGGCUGUGCGGGUCCGCCACUCCUGCCGCGUGGCCGCCGUUGUGUUAACUAGCUGAGGGAAGGUAUUGCCCGAAGCACCCAGGACUCAACAUAGAAAGAAAGGGCUUGUCGGUGGCUGUCGUGUGUUUGGGUGGGGAGGAUCAGACGUGGAGAGCAGGAUGGAGAUUGCAAGAACGACAGGUUAGGAAAUAGCAGGUAGUAGGUAGACCUUCAGUCGACGUGCGUGUGUGCCGAACCUGAAGUUUCUUCGGCCUACUCUCUCUCCAUCGCCGGUAAUGAGGGGGGAAGGAGGUGGUGCGGAAACUUGACCUUAUCAGAGCGGUGGGUUGGGUGUGGUGGAUGUGGUCAUUUCCCGUGCUCGACACAAGACCGGUCCUAGCGUUUUCGAUAGCCCGGCGUGGGUGCCUUGAGUGUUGGCAAACAUACGACGGCUGUGGUAUUCCUCCCGAGUGUCCUGUGGAACAGGGUCAAUGGCCACGACGGUUUGGCGUCGUCAAUCGUCGCUACAAACCGUCGUCACACAAGAAAUGCUUAUCAAACAAACAAAUAAUCGGUUUUCCAUCAAGUGUUCGUUCAAACCACAUUCUCAAUUAAAAUUCAAACAUCGACCACAUGUCAACAAAUCAUGGACCCCAAAAGAGUCUUCAACAAGUACACUCCAUUUCCCUCAACUCCGGACCCAUACCGUCUCGUCCGUCACUGCAUCUACCCGUCACCACCACAACUUGUCAGACACACCAACGCGCUCAACGCAACAUCACAGGUUUCACUCCUGACCCCCAUCUUUCUUUCUAUUACCACUCUAAAGACUGCGCCCCCAUCUCUCUCUCCCCUUCAUCCCUCACAAGGCCUAGCCGAACGCUGCAUCUGCGGGCGUACUCGACUCAGCACACAAACCAGCACCAAACGCCUCCUCUAUCGAACCCCCUCCCACAGAAACGUGUUGUCAAACGAUCGAAGCCCAGCUACCGACAGCUAAACAUUUGAUAUCUAUCGGCAUGCUUGCUGCCCCCGCCCACGGGGAAUCCCCACGUCCCGCCCCCAACAGGCGCUCGCUCUGAUCAACCCUGUCAGCGACGCGCGACUCACUUUCUCCCUCCGUGCUUCAAGUCGGUAUCAUUCCGGAACAACACCCACCAGGCCACACCACCAAACAAAGACGCAAAAAACAUCAACUUAUGGUACCACAUGUUACAAAAGCGAUCGGGCGAGGAGGUGUCAAUCGUGUCGCCCGCCCGUACCCCACCAACAUGACUCUCGCCCCAUCCUCUCCUCUCGUUCUUCGAUCCACAAGCCACUCUACCCCCCGGGAUCA
Ectocarpus siliculosus is the source of this 6721-nucleotide messenger RNA. The record is from the annotation of a GenBank genome assembly. NCBI's taxonomy places the organism in Eukaryota, Phaeophyceae, Ectocarpales, Ectocarpaceae.